Molecule: messenger RNA, 597 nt
Organism: Parus major (Great Tit)
Lineage: Eukaryota; Metazoa; Chordata; Aves; Passeriformes; Paridae
Product: gallinacin-2
Exons: 4
Coding region: 178-405 (75 amino acids)
Biological process (GO): defense response
Cellular component (GO): extracellular region
Source: RefSeq, a predicted model, not a curated record
GGAUUGGUUCAAUGAAUGUCUGAGAAGAGAAAGAACCUAUCAGUCUCUUUUGGGACUCACCUUAUAAAAGAGUAUCCCAGUCCCAGAGCCAAAGUCUUCAGGAGGGAAGGGACCACGAGCAAGUCGUGUUUGGCUUCAGGGCUCACCUGAUACCUGUGCCACAGCAAAUCCUCAGCCAUGAAGAUCCUUUACCUGCUCUUUUCCCUCCUCUUCUUGGCGCUCCAGGUUUCUCCAGGUUUGUCUUCGCCCCGGAGGGAAAUGAUAUUCUGUAGAGGAGGGAGCUGUCACUUUGGAGGAUGUCCCUUCCACCUGGUUAAAGUUGGGAGCUGCUUUGGGUUCCGCUCCUGCUGCAAACCGCCAUGGAACUUAAGAAAUGUUGAUGAGCCAUUCAUUGAAGAGCAAUGAAAAUUUCUUCUAAGCCUACAAAUUUGCAUGGAAUCUCCCUACUCCUAAACCCACUGGAUCCUGCUGCAAAGCCUCAAACCCCUUUCAUUGCCAAUGCAAAAGGCUUUAUGAUAUAGAGUAAACCCAAAUGUGCUCUGUAUUGCUUUCCCUCCUUCUAAAUAAAUUGUUGUUGCUUAGCAUUGGUCACUGAAA